CUCUCUCUCUCUCUCUCUCUCUCUCACCCUCUCUUAAACCCCCACCCCGGCGGUGAUGCAGACGUUCAGACGGUGGCAGACGCAGCACGGGGACCCUCGCAGACAGACACAGACGCACAGCUCCUGGAUACAGCACACCCAGCUCGACGCCAACAUGUCUGACAAGCCCGACCUUGCCGAGAUCGCCAGCUUCGACAAGACCAAGCUGAAGAAGACGGAGACACGAGAAAAGAACCCUCUGCCGACCAAAGAGACCAUUGAACAAGAGAGGAAAGCAGAGACUACCCCUUGACCAUGAAGAGAGGUGCAAAGCAAGAGGGCAACACUGCAAAAAUGGUGUUUUUGGCCUGCUGUUGACUGUUAUUCUGUUCUCUUCUUUUUUGUCAAGCCGGGAAAAACGCAGCCCGCCCGGCCAGGUCACUGACCGCUGGUGAUGAUGGGGAAGCCAAUUUAAUACUCUAACACCGGGGCUGUCCGCAUCACUGGCCGGGUUUUGGCGGGGGGGGGUGAUGGCAGACACGGGAGGGAAAGGGCUUAAUGGCUUGUCUUUUCCAGUAUUAUCUCUGUUACUUAACACACUGUA
Megalops cyprinoides (Indo-Pacific tarpon) is the source of this 583-nucleotide messenger RNA. RefSeq names its product thymosin beta 2 (gene tmsb2). Gene Ontology annotation, molecular function: actin monomer binding. Bases 56 to 292 code for a protein of 78 amino acids. Lineage: Eukaryota; Metazoa; Chordata; Actinopteri; Elopiformes; Megalopidae. Gene Ontology annotation, cellular component: cytoplasm. The transcript has 3 exons. The record is from RefSeq and is a predicted model, not a curated record. Gene Ontology annotation, biological process: actin filament organization; regulation of cell migration.